AACACUUUCAGUUUUGUUUUCUAGUCUGCGAGAAACAGAAACUCAACAGGAAGACUGCGGAGACCAGAAAUGGAGGGGGCCUUCCAGGCAUGCAGGAACUGCAAAAGAAGCAUGGCCCCUGCCCACUUGGCCCUCCACGAGGCCCACUGCCUUCUGUUCCUGGUCCUCUGCCCGGAGUGCAAGGGACCCGUCCCCCUGGCAAAGAAGGAAGAGCAUUGUGAGAACGGGCACCAGCAGGUCUGGUGUGCGAUGUGUCAGCAGAGCGUGCAGAAGCACUUGCUGGAGUUUCAUGAGGCCACGGAAUGCCCAGACCGCCCUGUUGAGUGUAAGUUCUGUAAGCUGGCCGUGCGCCUCAGCAAGGUGGAGAUCCACGAGCACCACUGCGGCAACCGGACAGAGCUCUGCCUACACUGCGGCCAGCCCAUCAUGCUCCGAGAGCUGGCCCAGCACACGGACGUGUGUCGGGGUGAACAGGCCCAGCUCAGGAAAGGGAAGAGAAUUUCAGCUCCUGAAAGCAAAAUCUACUGUCAUUAUUGCAACCAAAAGAUUCCAGGAAAUAAGUAUUUCCACCAUAUGGAUCAAUGUCGUACAGUCUCAGAGUCUGUGAAAUAUUUUCCAGUUGGAGAGCCAAGAAUUCCUCCUCCAUCCCUUCUGAGUCAGGCUGUUGGAGAUCAAACUUCCACGGCAGAGAAAGAUGUCCGUCCAAAGAUGAAAAAUAUAAACAGAUUUCCUCCUCUUUCUGAAAAGUCAACAAAGCAAGCACCAAGAGGCACAAACAAAACUCUGGAUCAGCCUUUGAAGUCUGAGCACAAGCCCAGGAUCACCUCUCCUGUAGAAGAUGAGGCAGCCUAUGACAUUCUGAGGAGAUGUUCUCAGUGUGGUAUCCUACUUCCCCUGCCAACCCUAAACCAACAUCAGGAGAAAUGCCGGUGGUUAGCUGCAUCAAAAGGAAAGCAAGCGAGAAGUUCCAGCUAGAUCUGGAAAAGAAAAGAGAUGUUGGUUUGCCCGAGAGCUACAGAUAAACCAGGAGAGAAAAAGGCUCCUGCUCUUCUGCCUGAGAAUUCUGAUCAAGUAUCCAGGCCCUACAGCCUGGAAGCCCUGGGGAACCCCGCUCUGUCCCCGGAGAAUAA
Messenger RNA from Diceros bicornis minor, 1130 nucleotides. RefSeq names its product XIAP associated factor 1 (gene XAF1). The transcript is spliced from 8 exons. NCBI's taxonomy places the organism in Eukaryota, Metazoa, Chordata, Mammalia, Perissodactyla, Rhinocerotidae. Gene Ontology annotation, biological process: apoptotic process. The coding region runs from base 70 to 975 and encodes 301 amino acids. The record is from RefSeq and is a predicted model, not a curated record.